AUGGAGCAGCAGGUAGCUAGGCUCGUAGAAAAGGCAUGGGACAAGUUCCAGAAGACGCCUGAGGAGAAACGCCUCUUGAUAGGAAUAUCCGGCAUCCCGGGCUCAGGCAAAACGACCCUCUCCCAAAUAGUAACAACCCGCCUCAACGCCCGCGCCUCGACCCUCGACCCCUCAAACCCAACGCGUACAUCCCACCCGCCAGCAGCCUUCGUGCCCAUGGAUGGCUACCACCUCACCCGCGCCCAACUCUCCGCCAUGCCCAACCCAGAAACAGCCCACGCCCGCCGCGGCGCAGCCUUCACAUUUGACGGCCCGGCCUUCCACAAGCUCGUCACGUCCCUCCGAGAACCCCUCAGAGCCGAUGCCUCGCCGAUAUACGCCCCGAGCUUCGACCACGCCGUCAAAGAUCCUAAGGAGAACGAUAUUGCUAUUCAGCCGUACCACCGCAUCGUCGUGUUCGAGGGAAACUACCUGACACUCGACAAGCCGCCGUGGAGCGACGCCGCGAAGCUCAUGGAUGAGCUUUGGUUCGUGGACGUAGAUUUUGAGGUGGCGAGGAAGCGUUUGAUAGGGAGACAUGUCAAGGCAGGUAUUGCCAAGAAUGAGGAGGAAGCUGAUAAGAGGGCAAGGGACAACGAUUUGGUGAAUGGGAAGGAGAUUGUCGACUUCCGCUUAAAGGUCGACGAGGUUGUUCUUAGUCGAGAAGAUGACGAGUGGAAUCACGAAUGA
Colletotrichum godetiae is the source of this 729-nucleotide messenger RNA. Its product is annotated as P-loop containing nucleoside triphosphate hydrolase protein. The coding region runs from base 1 to 729 and encodes 242 amino acids. Gene Ontology annotation, molecular function: kinase activity; ATP binding. The record is from RefSeq and is a predicted model, not a curated record. Gene Ontology annotation, cellular component: cytoplasm. The transcript has 3 exons. NCBI's taxonomy places the organism in Eukaryota, Fungi, Ascomycota, Sordariomycetes, Glomerellales, Glomerellaceae.